Rotaria sp. Silwood1 is the source of this 1119-nucleotide messenger RNA. The record is from the annotation of a GenBank genome assembly. NCBI's taxonomy places the organism in Eukaryota, Metazoa, Rotifera, Eurotatoria, Philodinida, Philodinidae.
AUGACAGCGAACGAUUACGGACAUAUUAAUAAUCUUGGCAGAGCACAUACAAAUGCACUUAAACAAGGAUGGAUCGGUUUGAUCGAAGCUAUAAGCAAAGAAACAUCAUUACAAGAUAAUCAAAUAGCUGAUUCUGUCUAUGGAGAUGAAUUAUUUCGUGCUAUUGGCUAUGAUAAUCCAGAUGUACUUUUACUUCGAUGGCUUCGUUCUCGUAAAUGGAAUGUUAAAGCUGCUGUUAAUCAAAUAAUAGAGACACUUAAGUGGCGACAUGACUGGGGUGUUCAAGAACUUGUCGCUAAUGGUGAAAGAGCUAUUUCUCAAGAAGAAAUAGCAACAGGUAAGACUUAUUUCAUGGGUCAUGAUAGAGUAGGUCGGCCAGUUUGUUGCAUCCAUCCAAAAGAACAUAUCAAAGGUCAAUUUCCUCACGAAUAUAGUGAAAAAUUAAGUGUCUUUUGUGUUGAAACCUAUCGUAAGCUGCUGCAACCACCAAUGGAAUCUGUAACAGUCGUUUUUGAUAUGGCUGGUUGUGAAGCGAAAAACAUGGAUCUUCAUCAGAUUAAAUUUCUUAUUACUCUACUUGACAACUAUUAUCCAGAUUCACUGGGUCAAAUACUUAUUCUUAACUUUCCUUGGAUAUUAGGCAAAAGUUGGACUAUAAUUAAAGGUUGGUUAAAUCCAACUGUGCAAAAGAAAGUACGAUUUAUUCAAAGUGAAGAAGAAUUGAACGAAUUAAUUGAUCUAUCAGUUCUUCCUAAAAGAUUGUAUGGUGCUCAACCAGAUUUUAAAUACAUUUCAUCGACUGCUGAAGAUGAAGCUAUGUUUAAUGUUUUUCGAGCUGAUGCACAAGGCAAAGCAAUUGCUGAAGCAGAACAUCGGGAUGCUGUUCGACAUUAUUUGAAUAUUACGUUACAAUGGGCUAAUGGCAAUGAAAGUCAUCAUAUAUUAUUAGAAAGAAAAAAGGCUCGAAAACAACUUAAACAUGCAUUUGAACAACUUUCUCCUUAUAUUAGUACUCGUACUCAUUAUCAUCGUGUUGGAGUAAUCAAAGAACCUAUUUUUCAAAUUACAUAUGAUAAACUUGUGCAUGGUAAAGAGGAGUCAAGUAUAACAUUCUUUUAA